AUGCCUCUCCACAACAUCGAAGACUCAUUCCACCGCAUGGAGUCCAACCUCUCAUCGGCCAGCGCCUCUUCCAGCAGCCAGAGUCCCUUCCCAGCCACGGAAAUGGAUAACGUCGGUUUCGUGAUGAUGACAAAACUUGAUGCCAAUAAGAGAGCCCAUUCUCCCACUCGAGACGAUAUGAUUAUCCCAACCAACGCGGUGCCUGUGCCUAUUAGCCCUGAUAAGACUGAGUUCUCCGACUCGGAUGACAGCAGCAACACCGACAGCUAUCCUAGUAGUGACUCGGAUGAGUUCGAUGCCUCGGUCGCCAUCCGUGACAUUGGCAAAUCUGAUCACAAAAUCUUGGAAGAAAAUGGGUUCCCUGUGCAAGAGCCUCUCUUGAAGGAGAACCCACACCGCUUUGUUCUCUUUCCCAUUGAAGAUAACGAGAUUUGGCAAAUGUACAAGAAGGCCGAAGCGUCCUUUUGGACGGCCGAGGAAAUCGAUCUCGCCUGCGAUCUUCAGGACUGGGAGAAGAAGCUUUCCAACAACGAGCGACAUUUUGUCUCGCAUGUAUUGGCCUUCUUCGCUGCAUCGGAUGGUAUCGUCAACGAAAACUUGGCCCAAAACUUCGCCACCGAGAUCCAGUCGGCAGAAGCUCGUUGCUUCUACGGCUUUCAGAUUGCCGUUGAGAACAUCCACUCGGAGACUUACUCUCUCCUGAUUGAUACCUACAUCAAGGACACCCGCGAGAAGGAUCGUCUCUUGCAUGCCAUUGAAACUGUCGGUUGUGUCGGCAAGAAGGCCAACUGGGCCCUCCAAUGGUGUGACCGCCAGAAUGCCUCCUUUGCGGAGCGAUGUGUUGCCUUUGCAGCGGUAGAAGGAAUCUUCUUUUCGGGAUCUUUCUGUGCCAUCUUUUGGCUCAAGAAGCGUGGACUCAUGCCCGGACUCUGCUUCUCCAAUGAGCUCAUCAGCCGGGAUGAAGGAUUGCACUGUGACUUUGCCUGUCUGCUCUACUCCAAGCUUCUCAACAAGUUGCCCAGGGAGCGCAUUAACGAGAUUAUCACCAAUGCUGUCGACAUUGAGAAGGAGUUUGUCAAGGAUGCUCUUCCAGUGGAACUCAUUGGUAUGAACUCAACCUUGAUGUGCCAGUACAUUGAGUUUUGCGCCGAUCGUCUCUUGGUUGCCUUGGACUGUCCCAAGCACUACAAUGCCACCAAUCCAUUUGAAUGGAUGGAGAUGAUCAGUCUUCAAGGGAAGACCAACUUUUUCGAGAAGCGAGUUGGAGAAUACGCCAAGAGCGGUGUCGGCGAGACAACGCACCAUACCUUUGAACUGGAUGCUGAUUUCUAG
Molecule: messenger RNA, 1332 nt
Organism: Seminavis robusta
Lineage: Eukaryota; Bacillariophyta; Bacillariophyceae; Naviculales; Naviculaceae
Source: the annotation of a GenBank genome assembly